GGUUAUGUUGCUUCAACUCUUCACUAUCACUAUUUUCAAGCACAGUUCACGCGCAUUCGCUUGCACGGAAGCUCGUUGAUGACCCAAACAUGUACUUCCGCGUAAUGGAAACAAACACACCGCCGGGUCUCAAAAAUCGCUCUGCUUUCGGUAUCGUUUCCAGAGAAAUCCCGUUGUGUGGAUACGUUUUGUUUUGCCAUUGGCCGGGAAAUGGUUGCUACAUCGCAACACAGCGAGUUAGAUUUAAUAUUAGCAUGCGUUAAGGAGAGAUAAAGCAACCGAUUAGACUAUGUCCGUGGUGCUGGUGAACACGCAGGGCUGUGUUUUGGAUGCACGCUCCCUCAUUGAUAAGGGUUAUUUGCAAUGCAUCCGAGUAAGAGAAAAUAAUCAACUAUCACAUGUGAAUUGCCGUUUCAAAGGGCAGUGUUUUCAGAUCCUUAAAAGCCAUUUGAAUGCAAAGGCCACUGUUGCUGCUGAUGGAGGAAACAUAGAUCAGUUGCAGAAAACAGACAAACCAACAAAGAAAAGGAAACGAAAACACAGUGAACUCAACCAGGGGGAAAUUGAUUCACAGGCUUUCCAUGAGAAGAUCAGGUCUGUCGUCCUGGAGGGAACCAAGUCCUUGGUGGAUUCUGCCCGAUCCCUGGGAUAUCUAAAUGGCACUUCAACAUCAGACACAGUGAUUGAGCCUCUUCCCUCUCAGGAGUCCAACCUUGCUGCUCUCUGUGAAAUGGCUAAAGAGCUUCCUCUAGUGGACGAUGAGCAGCAGGAGUGUGCGCAGCCACUUGUUGCUGAAGAUGGCAGUACAUCGCAUGUGGACUUGUUCUCUUGUGUAACAGAGAACAGGACUAACUGGGCAAAUGUGGUCACACUGAUGGGAGGGGAUUAUGUAAUACCACCACACACAGCCUUCUUGCUUUCUGAUUUCACAAGAAUACAACCCCUAGCCCACUAUGGAAGAAGGUUUGACUUAAUAGUUAUGGAUCCACCCUGGGAAAACAAGUCUGUGAAAAGAAGUCGCAGGUACAGUUCUCUGCCCUCGACCCAGCUAAAACGGUUGCCUAUACCUUUACUGGCCUCCCCAAACUGUUUAGUGGUCACCUGGGUCACAAACAGGCCCAGCCACCUGCAGUUUGUCCGUGAUGAGCUGUAUCCACACUGGGGGGUAGACGUUGUGGCUGAAUGGUUCUGGGUCAAGGUGACCACAUCUGGAGAGUUUGUGUUUCCAUUGGAUUCUCAUCAUAAGAAGCCAUAUGAAGUGCUGGUGCUGGGACGGUAUCGGCCCUCUUCAGAUAGCGACACAGGCUCUUCAGAGGCAUCAGAGGUUCCUGUGGAGGAUCAGCGUUUGAUUGUCAGCGUCCCAUCAGCUCUCCACUCCCAGAAGCCCUCACUGUCAGAGGUGUUGAAGCCCUACAUUGGAGCUGAGGCCAAGUGCUUGGAGUUGUUUGCCAGAAGUCUUCAACCUGGAUGGACCAGCUGGGGCAACGAAGUGCUAAAAUUUCAGCACACAAGCUAUUUCACUCUGACGGCGACAGAUGACGGCGCACAAGUCCUUGAAGACAAAGCAGCAGACGACUGCACAGACAAUCCUACAGAACCACAAGGGUUAAGCUCACCUGCAGAAUCGGCUCACUUUCCCACCCCUGUGGAAAAAUGACCGACCUUCAUCACAUGUAGCAUCAGUAUUUUAGUCUGUUUCCAAUAAAGAUUCAAUGCCAGAAUA
Messenger RNA from Eleginops maclovinus (Patagonian blennie), 1723 nucleotides. RefSeq names its product methyltransferase 4, N6-adenosine (gene mettl4). The transcript has 8 exons. The record is from RefSeq and is a predicted model, not a curated record. Gene Ontology annotation, cellular component: nucleus; cytosol. Gene Ontology annotation, molecular function: nucleic acid binding; site-specific DNA-methyltransferase (adenine-specific) activity; RNA methyltransferase activity. Lineage: Eukaryota; Metazoa; Chordata; Actinopteri; Perciformes; Eleginopidae. The coding region runs from base 290 to 1657 and encodes 455 amino acids.